AUGAGAAUACAUGAGGGGUUACUUUUUUGUAGAAGGAAUAUUUUUAUUCUUAAUUCUUUAAAAAGAAUUCAUUCUCAAAGAAAACAUGAAAACACUAUUCCUCUAUAUGAAAGGAAUAGUAGAUAUAAAUAUAAAAAAGAAAAGUUACUAAAAAAAUUAAAAAUACAAAUAUCACAUUUAAAUAAGAAAAAAGAUGAAGAAAGAGAUCCUUCGUUUUUUAUAACAAAUGAAUCUAUAAAUUCUCAAAUAGGAUAUGAUAAAUUAUUAUUAUUACAAAGAAAUAUUGAUAUAGAUGAUUAUACUAAUAAUGUGGUACGAGUUGACAAAAAGAAUGAGGAACAUAUAUUUGAUGAGGAUAAUAACAAAGAUAUGUAUUAUACACAAAAAAAUAUAAGUAUAAGUAAAAGUAAAUGUAUAAAUGUUAUAAAUGAAGAUAUUGAAAAAAAAAAAAAAAAAAUAAAUAAUAUUAUAUCUAUAUUAAACGAUAUACCCUUAUCCUUUAUUCAUUUUAAGAAGAUAUACUUUUUAUUAUUGAAGAAUGAAAAGGAUAUUUAUGAUUUAUUAAAAUAUAUGAAAAAUAAAAAUUUCUUAAAAUUAUGUAUUCUUAUGAAUAAAAAGAAAUGUCGUAAUUAUGUAACUGAAAAAGAGUUCUUAAGAAGAGUAAAUCAUACGAUUGAAUAUUUAAUGAAUGAGUCAACUCUAAAAGGAAAUCAUAAUAAUACAAACAUAAAUAAUCCUAUUGAUAAUAAUAAUUCUAUUCAUUUUGAUAAAUAUGAUGAAAACAAACAUAUAUUUUUUAAUCAUUGCAAUUUUAUAUACAUUCUCGAAUAUAUUCAUUAUAUAGGACUACAUAAUUUAGGUACCAAAAAAAAUAAAAAUAAAAUAACAACAAAUAAUAAAAUAAUCCAAAAUAAUAAUAAUAAUAUUAAUAGGUGGGAUUAUAAAUAUCUACACAAUAUUUAUAAUAAUAUCUUAUGUCUCAUUUUAAAAAAAAAUAUCUUAGAUAUCAAACACAUUAUGAAUAUUCUAUAUAUUAAUGAUAAAUAUUUAUAUUUUAAUAAAUAUUUUUUUGAGUAUAUAGAUAUGUCUUUUUCUUCCACCUUUCUUAGUUACAAUGAACAUGAAAUAACAUACUUUUUAAAAUAUCUAAGUAAAAUUCUUUUUUCUUUAUCUAUUCAUAAAUUUAAUAUUGACAAUGAUUUAUAUACAAAUAGGUUGUUGAAACGAUAUAUUUGUAAAAGUAUUAUAUUCAUAGAUUGUUAUAAAGAAUCAUAUUCUAGUGCGCUCUAUCAAUAUAAUAAUAAUAAUAAUAAUAAUAAUAAUAGUAAUGAUGAUGAUAUAUUUUUUCAUUUAAAUAAUUCAUGUGAUAAUAACAAUGAAGAAAAAAAUAAAUAUAAUACAAAUCAAACAAACGUUAAUAAUAAUAGGGUACAUCAUUUAUCUAUCAACUUGGAUGAAUAUAAAAAAAUGAUCAAGGGUAGUAACUUAAUAAAUGUUUUAAAUAGUGAACUACACAAAUAUUUACAUGAAUAUAAAUAUUAUAAUAUUAUUGACAUAUUUGAUUUUUAUACUAUAUUCGAAAUAAAUAAUAAAAAUAUAAUAAAAAGAUUUAUAAAUGAAAUAAAUAAAUUUGUUAAUAUAAUGAAAUAUGGUUAUCAAGCAAAGAUAUUAAUAUUAUUUGUAUUGAAUAAAAAAUAUUUACAAAUAGAAAAUAUGAAAACUAUAAGACGAUUAAUACGAAGAAUACCAUAUAUGUUAAAUUUUCAAUGGCCUAUAGAAUUUAUUAUAGAAACAACCAUUGCAUGUUUUAUAUUCCCCUUAUAUAAAGAUAAAAUAUUUAGAGAUUUAUUUUUAUAUAUGAAAAAUAAUAUUAAAAAAUGUAUUCAUCCAAUAUUUCUAAUAAAUUUAUUAAAAUGGUAUAGUAUUAUUACUAAUUCUUUUAUAUCAUAUGGAUUUUCAAAAAAUAAUAUUUAUGAUCAUGAUCAUAUUAAUAAUAAUAAUAAUAAUCAUUAUAAUGAUAAUAACAAUAAUAAUUUAUACUUAUCAACUAUAAUUUAUCCAUAUAAUAAUUCUUCUAUUCAAUAUACUACAUCAACAACAUAUAAAAAUAAUAAAAUCAAUUUUAUUAUAUUUCAACAAAUUAUAAAUUAUUUUAAAAAUAAUAUAGAUAAUAUCAACAUCUGUUAUGUUAUACACAUGCUUAAACAUUUAUGUGCUCUUAAUUAUAAAGAUGUAUCAUUUUUCUUUUUUUUCUUACAACACAAAAAUACAUUCAAUGAAAUUUUUCAAAUAAAUAAUAAAAAAGAUUUAGUUACAUUUUUCCAUAUUUUAUAUCAUUAUAAACAUUCUUUACACAACAAAAAUAAUAUACACAUAAAUAACAAUAUUUAUAUACAAUCAAAUCUCCUCAUCUUUUAUAUAGAAUAUGUACUCUUUUUAAUAUUAAAAAGGGUUCCUAAGACAUAUAAGCAAAAUUAUUAUGAUCACAUGGAAAAACAAACAAAACAAAAAAAAACAAAAAAAAAAAAUUGUAUAACAAAUAAUAGCCUCAUGAAUAACAUUAAACAAUCUCAUCAGAAUAAUAUGAUGAUACAAUUAAAUUCAAAUGAAACAUCUCAACAACUUAUAUAUAAUAAAUCAUCUCAACAACUUAUAUAUAAUAAAUCAUCUCAAAUGAAGUCAACUGAUAAUUAUAUAAAAACAACAAAAGGUUCUAACACAUUGCAUAUUUCUAUUUUGAAAGAUAAUGUUUGUAAUAUUGAAGAUGAAACGACAUGUACAAGUCAUGUAAAAAUAUAUGAAAAUCAAGAUAUAUAUGAUAAAUAUGGUAAAGAUGAUAAAUAUUAUAAAGAAGAAGAAGAAGAAAAAAAUGAUAUGCAGGUAUCAUUCGAUUCACCUUAUAAUAAAUCCUUCCAUAUUGAUAUAGAUAUUGAUACAUUUAUUUAUUUUUUAAAAGGUUUUAUAAAUUUAAAAAUUACCAAUAUGGAUGCUUUAUAUUAUUCUCUACAAUAUGUUAAUUCUACAAAUAAAAAAUUAUUUGAAUAUAACCAUAUGGUAAUUCUUCUUCAAUUUUUUUCUGAACAGUUCAUAACAUUUUUUCCAUUAUUAAAAGAAAAAAAAAAAAAAAGCGAAAAAACCAAAUGGCUAGUUCAGAAAUUUUAUUAUGAUAUAUAUGAAAUAACAAAAAAUAAUAUAAAUAAAAUGUGUGAUUUUUAUAUACCCCAUUGUACAUAUUCUAUUAUAAGUAUGUUAUUUAUAGAAACGAUAAUAUUAAAUAAUCAAAGUAAUAUAAGAGAGAUCGAAAUGUUGCAAGUUAUAGAAAAGAUAUUAAUAAUGUUUUGUAAUAAAAUGAGAGGAAGUACAUUAUUGAUAGUAGAACAAGGAGAAGACAAAAAAUGUGAUUCGCGAUUAUUACAUAUGAUAUCAAGUAUAUUACAAAGAAUAUAUAUAAAGAUGAAUAGAAGAUUGCCAGAUGAAUUACAUAAAUUUUGUACUUAUAUAGAGAAGAAUUAUGAAAUAAGAGAAAAUGUGAAGGAUAUUGAAAAAAGACAUGUACAGGAAUUUAUUUCUUUUUUUUCAAAUAUUUUAAAAACCAAAAAAAUUAAUCAUAUGAUAAAUUAUCAACUUUAUCCAUAUAACCUGGACAUAGUAAUCAUUCCAGAUGAUGAUAAUCAAAAUAUAAAUACAACAUUACAAAUAAUAAAAGACGAUCAAAAAAAAGAACAACAAUAUAUAAAUACACAUGAUCCAUUGUGUAUUCAAAAUAAUAAAGAAACAAAAAGAAAAAAAGCUAUUUUUGUUAUUGAUAACUUGGAUAAUAUGUAUUUAAAAAAUGUUGAUAUCACAUCUUUUUUUCACAAUUAUUUUGUAUGUAAUGGAAAUAUAAAUGAUACAAUGAAAGAAAAAAAUUUACAAUAUGAAGAUAAAUAUAAUGAAAACAAGAAAUAUCUUCAACACGAUCAUCUUAAACAAUAUGAUCAUGUAGAUAGAAAAAAAAAUUAUUUUGUUCAUAAUAAUCAAACAAAUACUUUUUUAAAAACAUAUGAAUAUAUAAGAGAAUGGUAUGUAAUAAAUAAUGAUUACAACAUAUCAUAUAUAUCAAAGGAUAAAUGGGAACAAUAA
Messenger RNA from Plasmodium gaboni, 4122 nucleotides. RefSeq lists its product as hypothetical. Lineage: Eukaryota; Apicomplexa; Aconoidasida; Haemosporida; Plasmodiidae. The record is from RefSeq and is a predicted model, not a curated record. The transcript has a single exon. Bases 1 to 4122 code for a protein of 1373 amino acids.